Messenger RNA from Oncorhynchus kisutch (coho salmon), 4407 nucleotides. RefSeq names its product coiled-coil domain containing 13 (gene ccdc13). Lineage: Eukaryota; Metazoa; Chordata; Actinopteri; Salmoniformes; Salmonidae. The transcript has 16 exons. The coding region runs from base 206 to 2275 and encodes 689 amino acids. The record is from RefSeq and is a predicted model, not a curated record. Gene Ontology annotation, biological process: cytoplasmic microtubule organization; non-motile cilium assembly. Gene Ontology annotation, cellular component: centriolar satellite.
CCAUGGAUACACUAGCGUUCGAUCGGACGAGGAAGUGUACCAAUACCAAAACAGCUCUACACACGUUUCGUGAACUGUGACAUGUCAAGCUUAUAACCACAGAUAUCUCAAUUGUUCAGCAACCUGUGUAUUGUUAUGUUGUAGCUCGACGCAGAACGUUGUUACAAAGGGACUGGAAUUUCUGGGUUGAACAUUUCUGUACAACAUGGAAGAAGAUGAUGGACUAAAGGAUAACCUUCGUCUACAGUUCCAGGCUCUGCAGGAGCAACAAGAGAAGCGUCUCCAGAGAAGACUAGAGAAACAGAAGAAGGAGCAGAAGGCCACUGAGAUCCAGGACAAUCUGGACCUGUCCCAGCUAGACAUUCAUCGCGCGGAUGAUUGUAGUAAAAAGCUGUUACAGAAUGAAAAUGAACAGUUGCAGGACCAGGUGAGGGAGUUGAGGGAUGAAAAUGGCCGACUAUUCAAACUAGUGAGCGAGAAAGACUUUGAGAUUAAACAUCUGAAGAAGAAGAGGGAGGAAGACAGGCUGGCUUUGGCAGGUACAUCUGGCUUGGCGGGUGAUGCGGCAGCUACCAAGAUUGUUGAGCUUUCUAAGAGGAAUCGAGAGUUUGCUUCUGAAAUGGAACGAGAAAAAGUUAAAGCAAAACAAACUAGCAACAGAGUGAAAGAGCUUGAGAAAGAGCUCCAGAGUGCUUUGUUGCUUAGUCCUCCUGGGAAGAAGAUGGAUGUAAAGCCACAAGACAUGAGGUCAUCCCAGGACUUCCAGGAGAACAGUCCAGUGGUAAAAUCUCUACAGGAAAAACUAUCUGCUGCACAAUUCAAGAUGACAGAAUAUCGAAACCAGAUUCAAGCUGUCAAGCAGGAAUUGAAAAUAGCUCAGAAGGUGUUAUCCAGUGAGAUAGGAGAGGAAGUCAGCAUCCAGCAGCUACUGACCAGCCCAGGGAACUGGAGAGGUCGCUCCCAGCAGAUACUGGCUCUCCAGAUUAGGGUUCGGGACCUGGAGCAGCAGCUGAGCCAAUCAGCUCAGAGGAAGCAGCCGUCAUUCGUCAGCGUUGAAGAGGAUCUACUGUGGGGCGGGGCCUUGCAGAAGACACCCCCCCAGGACAGGAACCUCAGCUACAUCCGCAAUAUGGAGAGGGAGAAGAGAGAAACUCUGGAGAGGAUGACGGGGGACUAUGAUUCCCUCAUGAAGGACCACAAGGAUGUGAAGAAGAAGCUGGAGGGCUCCAAGGCCAGAAACAAAAACCUGAGCACUGAGGUGAAAUCCCUGAAGGCCCAGAUCUCCACCCUGCUGGACAAAGGAAAGCAUGAUGAUGAGCUGGUGGACGCCUUACUGAAGCAGCAGAGCCAGCUGCAGGAGGUGCUGGGCAGGCUGAGCCAGCAGGACGCGCAGACCAAGGAGAGCCAGCAGAACCUGGGGCAGCAGCUGAGCAGCGAGGCCCAGAGACACACAUCCCUCAUCCAGCAGCUCAAACACAUGGUCUUCGAGAGGGAGGCCAAAGUGAAAGAGCUGGAGGACGAGAUACAGCAACUGUCCUUAAAGAGAGAGGAAGGCGGUCAUUCAGGCCCCAAGACGACCACUGGCAGCUUCUGGCCUUUGACAGCAGGGGGAGACAGCAGUAAGAGGAUUAGCUCAGCCCGUUCAGUAUCUAAACUUGGACAUAAACUAGUGGAGUCAGCAGCUGGGGUCAGUUUAGAGGUCAGAGAUGCAGGAGCUCCUUCGGGUUGUCAGAACUGUUCAGAGGAGGUCAGGUACCUGAAGGCAGAGUGUACAGAGUUUCGGACCCUUUGUGAGGCUGCCUGUGUGGAGAGAGAUAGGCUCCUAGAGCUUGUCAAGCUCCAGCAAUCCAGGGAGGAGGAAGGGAAGCAGAGGUGCCUAGGGGCAGAGCAAAAAUUCCAAGGAGAACGCAGAAGGGCCGUAGCCCUAGAGCAGCAGCUAGAAAAAGCAAAGCUGGAUCUGGGCAAAGGAUUGACUCCCAGAAAAACUAGCAACAAGGGCACUGGAGGAGCCUCGUCUAGUGGGAGACAGAGGGAAUCAUCAUCCCCUCGAAGCCCUCCUGACCUUUCCAGGGAGGCCCAAGUCAUUGAACUAAGUACCCAGCUGGCGGUGCUGCAGGGGGAGAACGAGGCUCUGAGGGCUGAGCUGAGGAGCACUCUCCAGGCCAAGGCUGAGGACCUGCAGCUCUGCAGUGACAUGAUGAACCAAGUCAAGCACGUCUUUCUGCAGGCGCUGCGACAACACAAGCAGGACAGAGACACAAACCAGGAGAAUUAGUUAGCUAGCUGUAUUAAAGGCCCUGGCUGCUUAACCUGCUGGACUUUAACCACGUCACCCAAAAAACCUUAAGUUCCUCUUGUCCAGUCAUAUCAACUCUGAGGAAGGACAGGAAUGGAGCACGCCUUUCUGCUUCAGCAAUACAAUGUAAUUACUGGUUCCUGGUUUCCUGACUGCUUCCUGCUAACUCUGUUGACCACUAAAAGACGACAACCUGCUUUGAUUGCCCCCAUGUAGUGAAUAUGAGUAAGCCGAUCAAAGCCAACUUGGCACCUACGGACCAAAAGGUUUAUCAACUUUGACAUGAAGAUGGUUCCUAUUGUUGAUUGCAUGACUGGUCAGUGCCUAUAGAAUGUGUCUGCAUUAUUUGAUGUGUAUGCAUGGACUUGUCCAUAGGUGUUUUUCUUUUCUAAAUGUCACUGUCAUGUCAAAAUAGUGUCGUCUUAGCACCUGUGUUUGUAAGAUAUAAUAUAGAGGGCCGCAGUGCGUUUGUAAGAUAUAGUACAGAGGGCCCCAGUGUGUUUGUAAGAUAUAGUAUAGAGGGCCCCAGUGUGUUUGUAAGAUAUAGUACAGAGGGCCCCAGUGUGUUUGUAAGAUAUAGUACAGAGGGCCCCAGUGUGUUUGUAAGAUAUAGUAUAGAGGGCCCCAGUGUGUUUGUAAGAUAUAGUACAGAGGGCCCCAGUGUGUUUGUAAGAUAUAGUACAGAGGGCCCCAGUGUGUUUGUAAGAUAUAGUAUAGAGGGCCCCAGUGUGUUUGUAAGAUAUAGUAUAGAGGGCCCCAGUGUGUUUGUAAGACAUGGUACAGAGGGCCGCAGUGUGUUUGCAACACACAUCACAGUUAAGAUGCUAAUGUUUAGUUAGAGGGCUCUAUUCAAUCCAUAUCGCUGAAGAUCUGUUUCAUAACACAUUGACAAUUAAAGGCAAUGUUCCCUGCUGUCUCACGGUAAACGCUGCGUAUCAAAUCACAUUUUAUUUGUCACAUACGCCAAAUACAACAGGUGUAGACCUUAUCGUGAAAUGCUUACUUACAAGCCCUUCACCAACAAUGCAGUUCAAGAAAUAGAUUUAAGAAAAUAUUUAGUAAAUGAAAUAAAAUCAAAAAGUAACAUAAGAAAAUUACAUAACAAUAAGAGGCUAUAUACAGGGGUACCGAUACCGAAUCAAUGUGCGGGGGUACAGGUUAGUCGAGGUCAUUUGUAAAUUGACUAUGCAUAGAUAAUAAAACAGCAAGUAGGAGAAGUGUAAAACAAAGGGGGGGAGUCAAUGUAAAUAGUCCUGGUGGCCAUUUAAUUAAUUGUUCAGUAGUCUUAUGGCUUGGUGGUAGAAGCUGUUUUGAGGAGCUUUUUGAUCCUAGACUUGGCGCUCCGGUACCGCUUGCCGUGCGGUAGCAGAGAGAACAGUCUAUGACUUGGGUGACUGGAGUCUGACUAUUUUUUUUAUGACGGCUCAAUCUGAAAUUACCUUUAAGUUUCAACAUGGAUCCUCCCAGAUACUUGUAUCCAGGCUACAGUAUCACACAUACAUAUUUGACAGCCCCAAACCAAAUAGUAAAGAAAGUAAAGUUCCUCAAUAGUUUAACAUUAUUCAAAGCUAUCGCGGCUAAUCACUUCUGACUUAAAACCAGAUGUGGGGGAAUAGUGGUUGAAAACGAAUGUAGACAUUAAGCUACACAAACUCCCCGCUCUGCCAGUCUAUACUGUCGGUUCCUCAGAGCAUGUUCCCAAUGCUUACUGUAUAUACAGUGAUCUCCAAAACUAUUGGGACAGUGACACAUUUUUUGUUGUUUUGGAUCUGCACUCCAGUACUUUGGAUUUGAAAUGAUACAGUGACUAUGAGGUUAAAGUGCAGACUCAGCUUUAAUUUUAGGGUAUUUUCAUCCGUAUCGGGUGAACCAUUGGAAAUUACAGCACUUUUUGUACAUAGUCCCCCCAUUUUAGGGGACCAAAAGUAUUGGGACAAAUUCAAUUACAUGUGUAUUCAAGUAGUCAAAAGUUUAGUAUUUGGUCCCAUAUUCCUAGCCCGUAAUGAUUACAUCAAGCAUGUGACUCUACAAAAUUGUUGGAUGCAUUUGCUGUUUGUUUUGGUUGUGUUUCAGAUUAUUUUGUGCCCAAUAGAAAUAAAUGGUAAAUAAUU